This is a messenger RNA of Photinus pyralis (common eastern firefly), 1549 nucleotides long. Its product is annotated as aspartate aminotransferase, cytoplasmic-like. The coding region runs from base 188 to 1408 and encodes 406 amino acids. The record is from RefSeq and is a predicted model, not a curated record. Gene Ontology annotation, molecular function: L-aspartate:2-oxoglutarate transaminase activity; pyridoxal phosphate binding. Lineage: Eukaryota; Metazoa; Arthropoda; Insecta; Coleoptera; Lampyridae. Gene Ontology annotation, biological process: L-aspartate biosynthetic process. The transcript is spliced from 7 exons. Gene Ontology annotation, cellular component: cytosol.
UUAAGUGGGCAACUUACAUUGAGCAAGGUUCAUUACAAUCAUCUUCAAUGAUACGAAUUCAAGUGCGGUUAUCAAUUAUUGACCGAUAGCAAUUUCAUAACUCUUAAACAAGUCACUACGUCAAAUUGUUCGACGUGUAUCACAAAUUUAAGCAAUUCCUUACGUUACCCAACUCUCAGUACAUUCCAUGAUGUCGCGAUUUUCAGACGUUGCCUUGGGACCCCCAAUUGAAGUCUUCGCCCUAACGAAAGCUUUCGUAGAAGAUACAUUCCCGCAGAAAAUCAACUUGGGUGUUGGAGCUUAUCGCACCGAUGAAGGGAAGCCGUGGGUGCUGCCAGUAGUUCGCGAGGUUGAGAAGUUAUUGGCAACGGAUGAAACGCGCAACAAGGAAUAUUUGCCAAUCUUAGGUUUGGAGGCAUUUACAAAUGCCGCUACUUCCAUGCUCUUAGGUCAUAACAGCCCAGCACUAUUGGAAAAGAGAGCCUUUGGCAUACAGUGCUUAUCUGGUACUGGGGCGCUUCGUGUUGGAGCAGAAUUCUUAGCCAGUCAACUUGGAAGUAAAAUCUUUUACUUUUCAGCACCAUCAUGGGAAAAUCACAAUUUGGUAUUUACAAACGCCGGAUUUAAAGAAGGUAGACAAUACCGAUAUUGGUGUGCCAAAACACGUGGAUUAGACAUAGAUGGUCUUCUGCAAGAUCUCAGUGAGGCGCCUGAAAAUUCGGUCAUUAUUCUCCACACAUGCGCUCAUAACCCGACGGGUUGUGACCCAACACAGGAACAAUGGAAACAAAUCGCCGAUGUAAUGGAGAAGAAACGCUUAUUUCCAUUCCUCGACUGCGCAUAUCAGGGUUUUGCAUCCGGCGACUUAGAGAAGGAUUCUUGGGCGGUGCGCUAUUUCGUUUCGAGAGGAUUUGAAUUGUUCUGCGCGCAGUCUUUUGCAAAAAAUUUUGGAUUGUACAAUGAGCGCGUGGGUAACCUUACGGUAGUACUCAAUAAUCUCUCCAAUCAGCAAGCAGUCAAAUCGCAAUUCACACUUCUUGUCCGAGGGAUGUACUCAAAUCCACCCUUACAUGGUGCCAGCAUCGUGUCACGCGUUUUGAGUGACCCAAAAUUGUUUGAACAAUGGAAAUCCCAUAUCCGCACAAUGUCUUCUCGGAUUAUCAGCAUGAGGAAGGCUCUAAGAGAAGCUUUAGAAAAAAAUAAUACCCCUGGAAAUUGGAGUCACAUUACAUCUCAAAUAGGAAUGUUCUCUUACACUGGACUAAAUGAGCAACAGUCUGUGCAUAUGGUUAAAAAGCACCAUAUUUACAUGCUUAAAUCGGGCCGUAUCAAUAUGUCUGGAAUGAAAUCUACCGACAUAGAAUACAUUGCACAAGCUAUUAAAGAAACCUUAACCAAUGUGCAUUAGUGACGUGGCCAUUCAGUGAUUUACAUUGGAUUUGCUAUAGGUACCAUGCAGACUAUGAAGAUCUAAUCUAAUAGUAACUAAAAAAUAAAUAGAUUUUGUAACAUUGGAAACUAAGUGCAGUAAAUUAUUAUCUUCCCGGUA